Molecule: messenger RNA, 2349 nt
Organism: Eimeria necatrix
Lineage: Eukaryota; Apicomplexa; Conoidasida; Eucoccidiorida; Eimeriidae
Exons: 5
Coding region: 1-2349 (782 amino acids)
Source: RefSeq, a predicted model, not a curated record
AUGACGGGAGCUGCGGACAGUUCGCCUCAGUCAGUAAACACUGGCGCAAAGAACUCGCGCACUCCCUCUGUAUGCAAUAUUAGCACCUCCGGUAGUAUCGUGUGUAAUGAGGCAGAAGAAGGCGAAGCAGCAGGGAGCGGAGAUGCAGAGUACUGCGCUGCAAACAGUCAAGGGGAUUCGAUAUGCUCGGAGGGAGCUCAAAAUCCUACAGUGAAUAGCACGGCAACAGAAAGGACUGCCGUGGAAAAGAUUCAUCUUCUACCUAUUUCUGAGGAGGCUCCGAAGUCAUGGGUUUUCGCCACCCUCACAGGCCUCAUGAAGGAGUGCAAGACAGUGCAGCAAUACAUGUACAUCAGGGUGAAACGGCCAACCAAGGAGAACAAGUCACCCCAAAAGGGAAGAAGCCGCGACGAAAGCGAUAAAGCCCUUAGCUUGGAAGCGACCGAUGCAGAGUAUAAUUACAUCGUAGUUGCCUGCCUACCGCACUCCGGUGUAAUAACAUCAUCAACUGUCGUUUUCACUACAGGAGCCCCUUUGAAGCCACUUCGUCGCAUACAGCUUUUGGCUCUUGUGCACCCAAACAGCUCCUAUGCCCGGAAGGCAGGAGUGGCUUCGUACUCAGAGGCACUGCAGCGUGGGUUGGUGGGAGAGGGAAGUGCUGCAAGCCAAAGCCGCAGGAGCAGGCGGGCUGACAGCACUUCCAGUUCCGCUGCCAGCCCUCUCCAGAGGCCAGAAAAUAACAGCAACAGCAUCGAAAACGGAGUCACGACGGGAGAGGCAGGUUAUGGUGCUGCAGAUGCGGAAAUGCAUCACCGUCAAUUGGGUUCCCCCUUCGACUGGGAGGGUACCCACGCCGCUGGCCAGCGACACCGCAGGCGGCCGGCGCCAGUGCGGGAAUUUUCACGAGCAGAAGACGUUAUAGCUGCAGUACUUGAAGACUCUGAUGCUGGGUCAGGGGGAGAGAACGGAGGAGAUGAGGACAGCAUGGGGGGUACACCAUUUCGUCUCAGCGACGCUACUGGGCCCGAAGCUAGUGGAGCUAGGUCCGAUUCUAACGAAGCAGAGCCACCGAUGCAGCAUCAAAGGACUCUCCAGCUAAACUUCAAUUUCUCUUCAUCUUCUUCAACUGACUUUGGGGCAUCACGGAGUGGGACUGAUGGCUCACCAGGAGAUGCCCCGCGCAGUUUAAGCGAAAGAGUGCUCUUCUAUGACUUUGUUGCUCCAUACUUUCGUGCCCGCGGUGCGGGAGCUUCCCUCCCUUCCUCUCCUGCGAACGCAGGGACUGACGGGACCUCAAGGGACACAGCUAUCGUCGUUUUCCCGGGAAAGAAGCUAGUCAUCAGAGACUUGACCUUCGUCGUCUGGGCUACGGACCCUGACAACGGUCCUGGGUUCGUUCGGAAGGAUACGGCCAUGUACAUAUCGGUGGAUCCGUGGGGUGAGUACAGAAGGGUGCACAUUUUGCCUUUUGCCGAUACAUUGCCAACGACAUAUUCUUUUCGCCUCUUCGAAGACUAUUUGCAGCCGUUUCUCAAGGAGCAGCCUUGGCGGCUCAUUCGGAAGGGCGACAUCUUUACCUUCAGGGGCGUUGAGUUCAAGGUCAUAGCGACGGAGCCUUCCACCAUACCCGUUGCCCGUGUUGGCCCAGAAACAGUAGUCCAUUUUGAGGGGUCCCUAAACCCUUCACUUAUUGACAUCUUACCCCCCGAUAUCCUUUCUCGCGUCAGAAGGUUGCCGGCGCGUGUGCAACCCUUCGCCAUAGUUGCUGCGGCACAAUCGCUGGACCCACAGCUACUUCUGAGAGUUUUGCCCUCGGGGAACAUGAGGGGAAAUCCGCGUGGAAUCGAUGAAGGGUUGGAGGCAGCAGUAGAGAGGCAGCUAGUGGGUCCAUUUUGUCUUUCAGCGUACCAGCGCCUCUAUGCACAUUUAUGCACGCGAAAGAAACGACACCCAUCACGCGAGAAAAGGGAGGAAGCUGAAGCCAGUGGCGAGGCUGACACUCCCAGGUGCAGUCAAGAAAUCCCGUCAAGUCGCUCUUCAACAGCGGAGGCGGAGGCUGCUGUUGCAGAAGCUGCCGCUGGCGGAUGGGAGCUCGAGGCUCCGUGCUGCACGGUGUGCACCCUGCAGCUGCAAGACGGAGCCGAGUCAGUGACCCUGACAUGUGGACACGCCUUUCAUUGGGACUGCGCAAGGGCUUGGCUCCGGUGCAGCGCUACGUGUCCGAAUUGCAGGGCAGAAGUAGUUUUACCCUCCGAAGACCAUGGCGAAUGUAGGGGCUCAAAUACCAAUGUUGGUACUGCAGCGUUGGGAUUUGUGAGAAGUGCCUGGGCAGAUUUCUUCAACAGCUGA